Zingiber officinale is the source of this 2818-nucleotide messenger RNA. RefSeq names its product phenylalanine ammonia-lyase-like. Gene Ontology annotation, molecular function: ammonia-lyase activity. Gene Ontology annotation, cellular component: cytoplasm. The record is from RefSeq and is a predicted model, not a curated record. Gene Ontology annotation, biological process: L-phenylalanine catabolic process. Bases 23 to 2020 code for a protein of 665 amino acids. Lineage: Eukaryota; Viridiplantae; Streptophyta; Magnoliopsida; Zingiberales; Zingiberaceae. The transcript has a single exon.
UCCACCUUGCAAGCGUUAAUUAAUGGCUUCCCUCUUCUUUUCUCCGGCGAUCCCUGCUGACGGAAUCGUUCCAGCCAUCUCCGGCACGCACUUUUUCGAUGAAGUCCACCGUAUGAUCACUCAAUUCUCCUCCCUCUCCACCCUCGAGCUCAAGGGCGCUGACCUCACCGUCGCCCAAGUCUCCGCCGUCGCCCGACGCUCUGACGUCGGCGUCGCCCUCGACGCCGGCACUGCGCGAGACCGCGUCGACCGCAGCGCCUCCUGGGUCGCUGACAACCCCGAGCGCCUCGCCGCUGGCUUCGGCACCGCUUCGCACCGCCGCACUCAGCGGACCGCCGACCUCCAGACUGAGCUCGUCCGCUUCCUCAACGCCGGCGUCGUCCGCAAGGAGUCGUCCCUUCCUUCCGGCUACGCCAAGGCUUCGAUGCUCGUGAGGGCCAACACCCUGAUGCAGGGCUACUCCGGCAUCCGCUGGGAGCUGCUGGAGGCCAUCGCGAAGCUGAUCGACCGCAACCUGAUCCCCAAGCUUCCUCUGCGAGGCUCCAUCACCGCCUCCGGCGACCUACUCCCGCUCGCGUACAUCGCCGGCGCGCUCACCGGGCGGAAGAACGUGCGGGUGGUCACCCUUGAAGGCGACGAGAUUACGGCCACUGAGGCACUGAAGCGCGUCGGAAUCGGCGAGCCGUUCGACCUCAAGGCGAAGGAGGGGCUCGCACUCGUCAACGGCACAGCCGUCGGGUCCGCCGUGGCUGCCACCGUGUGUUACGACGCCAACAUCCUCGCCUUGCUCUCGGUGAUCCUCUCGGCGAUGUUCUGCGAGGCGAUGCAGGGGAACCCAGAGUUCACCGACCCGCUGACGCACGAGCUGAAGGGGCAUCCAGGGCAGAUCGAGUCGGCAGCGAUCAUGAGGUUUUUGCUCGACGGCACGACGGAGCUCGGACGACCGACGAAGCUGAAGCAAGACAGGUACGCGCUGCGGACUUCGCCUCAAUGGCUGGGACCUCAAAUCGAGGUGAUCCGCGCGGCGACACAAUCGAUCGAGAGAGAGAUUAACUCGGUGAACGACAACCCCCUCAUCGACGUCGACCGCGGCGUUGUCCUCUACGGUGGCAAUUUCCAAGGAACCCCCAUCGGAGUCUCCAUGGACAACAUCCGCAUCGCGCUCGCCGCGAUCGGAAAGCUCGUUUUCGCCCAAUUCACUGAGCUCGUCGGCGACGAAACCAACAACGGUCUGCCGGCGAAUCUGAGCGCCGGUGCCGACCCCAGCCUCGACUACGGCCUGAAAGGGGCGGAGAUCGCGAUGGCGGCCUACUGCUCGGAGCUGCAGCACCUGGCCAACCCGGUGACGCCCCAUGCGCAGAGCGCGGAGCAGCACAACCAAGACGUCAACUCCUUGGGGCUCAUCUCGGCGAGAAAGAGCGCGGAGGCGGUGGAGAUCUUGAAGUUGAUGAUGGCGACGUACAUGGUCGCACUGUGCCAAGCGAUCGACGUGAGGGCAUUGGGGGAGAGCUUGAGAGAGGCCGUGAAGCAGGCGGUGGUGCGAUCGGCGAGGAAAACCCUGAAGGGGUUCUGCGAGGAAGAGCUGAUCUGCGCGAUCGAGAGGCGCUCUGUGUUCUCCUACAUCGACGACGCCUCCGGCAAGUUGGUGCCGGAGCUGAGGGCGGCGGUGGUGGAGAAGUCGCUGCGUCAGGGGAAGGAGGGAGAUCGGUCGGCGUUCGAGGUGAUCCUGGAGUUCGAGGAGGAGACGAGCAGCGCGCUGAGAGAAGACACCGUGAGGGCAAGGGAGAGGUUUGGGAGAAGGGAGUUGGUGGCCGACGGGAGGAGGACGUGGCCGGUGUACGAGUUCGUGAGGGAGGAGUUGGGAACGGCGAUUUUGACGGGGGAGGAGGUGAGUCCGGCGGAGCACAUAGAGAAGGUGUAUGAGGCGAUGGAGGAGGAGAAGAUCGGAAAGGUGAUCCUCAAGUGCCUAAGGGAGUGGCGAGGGGCGCCGCCGAACAGGAAACCGGCGAGCUCAGAUUAGAACAAAAAAACGAAAUUGAAAUAUUUCGAAUUGAGAGAUCUAAAUAAAAACUAAACAGAAGUCUAAUUUUUAAUUCGGUUUGGUUCGACCAUUAAGAUAAACAUAAUUUUACCAUGACAAAAAGGCUCAACUCAAAUGCCUUGGUUUUUUUUUUCUUUUUAUUUUGUUUAUGAACAUGUCAAUGAUUCUAACUCAAUUAGCACAUUCUCAUAAAUCAGAACGAACAAAUAGAGUUCAAAAUCUCCACUCGAAAUUAUGAUCAUGGGGAUGAGACAACCAACAAUUGGCCUAACAAUCGAAUCUACUUCAUCCCUGAUCCCUGGCCUAAAGAACUAUCAUUUUGAGGAAUUGAAUAAAUAAAUAGAAGAGCACCUUUGAAAUGAAUGAAUUUAUAUCAUAUUAACAACUACUAGAAUAAGCAUAGUAGUUCUAUUGCCGCCCCCAGGGGCUGGAUCAGUUGGUAAGUGGCUGGGAUGUUUGCAUCAUGACGCAACGGUUCGAGUGUCGACGGUUGCAAUGUGGGAUAAUAUCCCCGUCUGCCGACUUAAAGCCUCGAACCCCAGCUACUUGUCAACCCAGCACUCACCCUGAUUAACCCUCCUCCUACAUCACCGUGGGACAGGCGUAGGGAGCCGUCGGGGCGACGGAUUCCGCCUUUUUUUUGCACCAUAGUAGUUCUAUUGCCAUAAAAUAGAACUUCCUGAAAUAUAAACAAUUUUACUUCACUAAUAAUAAGACACGUAAGAUAACACUCUAGUUAGACAAAAAAAGAAACACUUGAUAUAACAAAUUGACAUC